Botrytis byssoidea is the source of this 2679-nucleotide messenger RNA. RefSeq lists its product as uncharacterized. Gene Ontology annotation, biological process: SREBP signaling pathway; positive regulation of transcription by RNA polymerase II. The transcript has 2 exons. Gene Ontology annotation, molecular function: protein dimerization activity. NCBI's taxonomy places the organism in Eukaryota, Fungi, Ascomycota, Leotiomycetes, Helotiales, Sclerotiniaceae. The record is from RefSeq and is a predicted model, not a curated record. Bases 1 to 2679 code for a protein of 892 amino acids.
AUGGUAUCUGAGAAUUCUUCUUUCGAUCCGACGUUAUCGGGAAUAUCAGCCGGUCUCGAAUCUUCCAAUGAAUUUGAUCAAACAGCCAUCUUUGCAGAUUCACUAGGCCUCGACGACGACCCUUUGUUUCCAACAAAUUGGGACGAGACUACCCCGCCCUACGACGGUGGACUAUAUUCGACCCCGUUGAAUUGGGAUCCCCCGAUGCCGAAACAAGAAGACCUUCAGGAUAUAGGUCCGCAGUACAAUACUAUGAACUCGAACGGUGGACUUACGGCAGCUCAACAAGAAAAAUUGCGCGAUAUUGCCAUGCCCCCUCACCUGCAGUACCAAACUCAACACAGUCCAGUCUCGAUCACUUCCAAGACCACUUCGAUCUCCUCACCCGAAUCGCAAGAUAUGAGUCGCAAACGCAAAUCCUCGGCCGAGGUCGACGAUGAGGACGACGACGAGUCUGGAGGACACCACCCACCUGCCAAGAAGACGACGGCGCACAAUAUGAUUGAGAAGAGAUAUCGCAAUAACCUGAACGACAAGAUUGCGGCUCUCCGGGACAGUGUACCGAGUCUGCGGAUAAUGCAAAAGAGCGCUCGUGGUGAAGUGACAGCUGAUGAUCGAGACGAAUUACAAGGUUUAACUCCGGCUCAUAAAUUGAACAAAGCUACAGUCCUCUCCAAGGCCACUGAAUACAUUCGGCAUUUAGAGAAGCGCAAUUCACGUUUACAGGAUGAGAAUAAUCAAAUGAAGACACGCAUCAACGCUUUCGAGAAGCUCUUUGUAUCUGGAUCUAUGGGUUUCGGUCCCAUGCAACAACCAAUGAAUCCAUAUCAAUACGCUCAAGAUUUCAACACACCAGGUCCUUCACCUUCCUCCGAUCAAGGUAUGAUACCUGUACCAGACGCUAUGCGCAGACUACAUGGGCAAAUGAGUCAAGAAACUUUUGCUGUUCCCGAGCAAUAUGUCACACAGAACCGCCAACCAAUCGGUCCUAACGCAUGGAAUGGUGGAUACUUUGGCAAGCUCAUGGUCGGCUCUCUUGCUGGUCUAAUGAUUGUGCAAGGGUUCUCAGAGGCAGAGCAAGAUACUGAUACACCCGGCGCUCGUGGUCUCAUGGCCCUUCCUACUCACUUCCUUAAAGCCUUGAGCCGUGGUCUUCAUUCAAUGUUGGAGGUCAACUUCCAGGGAUAUCACUUGCCAGCAAGCCAGACUAUACAUUACCUUCAAUAUACUCUCGCACUCGGUCUCUUCCUCUACAUUUUCUUACCUUCGUUGUUCAGCCCUAAGCCGAAUGCAAAAGGUUCCAAGUCCGCCAACUUAGCCGCCGCGCCUUCACUCGCCUCUUCUAUACAAGUCAGAAGACAGGCUUGGCUUACAGCUGUUCAAACAGUCUGGGUGCCAAGGCAUAACUUCUUUCUUGAGGCAGCUGCUUUGUGUAUGAAGGUUGGCAAGUUCACCUGUCGCAACAUUGUUGGACCUUCGCUCUAUUCUUUCUUGACUGGUACCACCGAAGAGCAAGAGGUUGCUCGAAUUAAAGCCUGGACUAUCGCUCUUGACGCACAGUUGACUGGUGGUGAUGUUGAGGUCAGCAAAAGCCGUUUGACAUUGACUUUAUUGGCCUCUGGUACACUUCCUGACACUCCAGCCCGCUUAAUGCUCAAAGCACUACACAUUCGUGUUUUGUUAUGGGAGCUAAACGAGAUUGGAUUCACUGGAUCAAAAAUCAUUCGAAAGUGUGCUCAGGAAAUGGCUAGAUGGAAAUGGAACGAAGCAAAACAAAUGCAGCAAGUUCUUUCCCAGUCCAAAGAACAACAUGAUGAGCUACCCGAACACCUCGCUACCCUUCUUGAGCAUAAGUGCGAUGAUGUCUUGGUCGAUGCCGUUGUACAACGUGCUUAUAAUCUUGCAUGGAAUCUACCCACCACCAGCAACACAAAGGUAAACUGUGGUAUGGACCGCGUAGUGGAUGAUUUUGCUAUUCGGAGCCCUCUUGAUGCUGUUGCAGCUUGGUGGUCAAGUCUCACACUCCGCAAAGCAUUGGCGAAGAGUUUGGAGGUAGAGGAUGGAGAUGCUGCAAGUUACAAAACCAUUGCCGAUGCUAUCAAGAUUGCCAUCCAAACAGCACCUCCUGGAUCUGGAGCUCAAAUUCGUGCUCUCGUUGCGCGUGCCGUCCUUGUCAAGGAAAAGCGUGGCCAAAGUAUCGCUAUGGCUCUCAAGGCAGUUGGUGCAGGACAACAAAAGAUGCCCGUGUCAUCAAAUGUCAACAUCAAAACAUCUGUCGCCAAUUUACCAGACAUUCGAACUUCGAUCCAUUGCGCAAUGGCCCUUGCUUAUUUGGAACGCUUUCCUAUGCCAGCCAAUCCUGAGAACGCGCCAAAAAUCAUCGACUCUAUUGUUCCGGUCAACCUCACUUUACUUGGUUUCACGGCAAUGUACAAGCUUGUUGAAAAGAUGCAUGAACAUACUUUGAUUGCCUCGACCUGUGCUACUUCGUUGGAAAAAUUUGCUGGCAACCUCAGAAUUUGGAUCGGUGGCCCAGAUGGUGAGAAGAGUGGUUUGGAGACCGAAUUGAAGAGAGAAAUGGUGGAGAAAUGCUUAACCAUUACUGCACAAGUUGUUGGCAUGGAAAACGAUGCGGGCUAUGGUAGCAUGAGUGAUGACGGUGACAGUGAAGGAUGCUGA